Molecule: messenger RNA, 1155 nt
Organism: Rhagoletis pomonella (apple maggot)
Lineage: Eukaryota; Metazoa; Arthropoda; Insecta; Diptera; Tephritidae
Product: aprataxin and PNK-like factor
Exons: 3
Coding region: 158-1129 (323 amino acids)
Biological process (GO): double-strand break repair
Cellular component (GO): site of double-strand break; nucleus
Molecular function (GO): DNA-(apurinic or apyrimidinic site) endonuclease activity; 3'-5' exonuclease activity
Source: RefSeq, a predicted model, not a curated record
GUAUCGAGUCUUAAAACAUCGAUAGUAUUUUUGUAAAACACAAACCAUCGAUAUAUCGACGAUAUUUUUCUUCUAUCGCUUAAUGCAGAAAAUAAAAACAAAGUAAAUGCGUUAUUUCACAACGGUUCUAAAAUUUUACUGAAAAAGAUUGCUCAGAAUGCUGCCAGUGGUAAAUGAAAUUGGCUUAGAUCCUGAAAAUAGGAAAUUGGUUUCAGCAGAAUCAACUAGUUUGGCUAUUUCACAAAAGAUCAAUCUUUAUGAUGGCGCGCACUGCAGCACUGGAAUAAAAGUAAAGGACGUAUCUGAAAUAAAUAACUGCAACAUUUUAGGUGCUAAUGUUGAGGAAAAUGAAAACCGAGAUUAUCUCAAGCGCGAUUCAUCUUGUGCAGAUAAAAACGACUCAAAGCGCGUCAGGCUGUCGGAUGACAUCGAUGCUUCAAUUGAAACCUAUGAAGCCGAGAAAAAUACAAGUAUAUUUGAAAACAAAAACGCCGACACUUCGAGUAAUUCUGAUCAAGAACGUGUAAACGGUCACGGAGGUAACGGAUUAGUAUUUGAAAUUAAAUCCGAACCUUUUGUUGAGAGCAAUGAAGGGGGAAACAUUAACGACAUGUGUCAAUCUGGUUCUGGCUCUACCAGUACAAUUGAUAUAAAACGAGCUGUUAAGAUAGAGAAAGCCGAUGCUUGCUCUUCUUCUUCGCGAGAAUCUUGUAGAUUUGGGAUUCGUUGCUAUAGACGUAACCCAAUGCACCGAAUAGAAGAAGCGCAUCCCGGUGACAAUGACUACAAACGGCCAAAUUAUCCACCCCCUCCUAAGGGCACACCUGACUGUCCAUACGGUAGCCUUUGUUAUCGUCGGAAUCCAGCACAUUUCCAGCAUUUCAAUCAUCCACCAGAAACUAACUUUGAGCAAAAUUACAAAAAUUACCGACUAAGGGAACGGCAACGUCAGCAUGAACAGGAUGAGGAUGCUCUUAACUCAAGUACUAACGGCUGUGUAUUGGACGACGAUUAUGAUUUGGAUGAGCCGUUUAGUAACGACGAGGAAUUUGAUUCGGACUAUCUGCCUAAUAGCAUUGAUGAGGAUGAUGAUGAUGAUUAUGAUUCUUGUGAUAAAGUGGAAGAAUAAAUAAUCGAUGACCUAUUUUAAAUCGC